This is a messenger RNA of Colletotrichum karsti, 897 nucleotides long. RefSeq lists its product as uncharacterized. The transcript has 4 exons. The record is from RefSeq and is a predicted model, not a curated record. The coding region runs from base 1 to 897 and encodes 298 amino acids. NCBI's taxonomy places the organism in Eukaryota, Fungi, Ascomycota, Sordariomycetes, Glomerellales, Glomerellaceae.
AUGGCCGAGGAACACCAGGUCGCUCAGAUUGACGAUCAGAUCGGAAAGGGUGAGACGGGACAGCUCCCCCGUGGAGUCCCGUCGGGAGGCAGGAAACUCCAGAUCGCAAUCGCCGCCGUGACACUCAGCGGCAAGCUCGCAUCCAUCGCCACAAAUAUCCUCACUCUCCCGUACUACCGCUUCUACCAGCAAAACACCCUCCUCCCCAUCCUAUCCAUCGCCAAGAGCGUCGAAGAAUGCGAAAGCGAUGAGGACAUCUCAGCCGAACUCCAGCGAUGGCGCGAUCGCAAGCUGAGCGAGUUCCAGCUCGUCCAGGUUGCUAGUACUCUCGUCUCGGCCGCCGUCAUCGGCACCUUCUCCUGGCCGGCCCCCGACGACCUCCACUGGCUCAGCCCGGCCUUCUGGUACGCCAGCAUCUCCCUCUCGCUCUUCUCCAUCCUCCUCGCCUCGUCGGAGCAGUUCAUCUUCCAGACGAUCGACCGGUCACCGAAAGAGCGCAACAUCGACAAGGAACUCGCCAUGAUCCUCUACAUCCGCCGCAGCAGGAGCGUCGACCCGGUGCACUCGCCUCUCGAGGAGGUCCCGCCGAUCCCCCAGAUCCGCGCCAUCAAGCUUGCGGAGGAGGGCGGCUGGUUCCCCAAGGAGAUGCCGCUCGUCGAGGUCCGGUGGAAUAUGAUCUUCACGUGGCAGGCGCCGAUGAUGCUGAUGGCGUAUUCGGCGUUGUGCUUCCUGGCCGGGUUGACGGUGUAUGUGUGCACGCCGUUGUAUGUUGGUCAGGGAUGGAAUGAUCUCAGCAAGGCGGCGGUGUUUUACCUCACUAGUUUCUUCUUCUGUGGACUCACUUUCAUAUGGUGCGCGUAUUGGGCUUACAAGUUUGUCGACUUGGAGGACCCUUAA